Molecule: messenger RNA, 936 nt
Organism: Naegleria lovaniensis
Lineage: Eukaryota; Heterolobosea; Eutetramitea; Acrasida; Naegleriidae
Exons: 2
Coding region: 1-936 (311 amino acids)
Source: RefSeq, a predicted model, not a curated record
AUGAGCAAACAGCAUCAAGACAACCGAAAGGCCAACAUUUGCACUGCGUGUGUCUAUGGCGCAUCCAUUCUCUUCUCCAUCUCGUUCGCCAUUUGGGGUCUAUUCAUUUACUCCCAUAUUUUGUAUCCGAGAGUUCCAUUUGAUACGAUUCGUUGUUAUGGAUCGACCAUUGUCAAAUUGUUACUAGUUGUGACGAUUUUGGAAUUUAUUGGAAUUUUGUUUGGAACUUUGGCCAUGUGUUCUGGAUUUUUAGAAGUUUGUUACAGUGCCCUCGCUGCUUCUCGAUCUUACAAAUUUGUGGGUCAAGUGUCACCUGCCAUGGACGAUGAAGGUUAUGCUGUAUUGAGUGAAAAUUGGAUUCAAGAAACUUCUCCCAACUUGUUUGAGAAUGCUCCUUUCGAUAUGGAUGGAACUCAAUCCAUUCAUAUGAAAUCUAGUGUCGAUCGAAGAAAUGGAGGCCAGGCAUUGAAUGAGCCAGCUGUCACUAAUCAAGAACUGAAAUCCUCGGAAGAAAUGCAAAACCAAUCUUCACAAGUAGUUCAAAGCAAUGGAGAAAUAGUUGUCACUCAUCAAUCACUUCCAUCCAGAAAACAACAACACAUCAAACACCACUAUGAAUAUCACUACGAAGAAACCAGAAGCUCUUGCUGUUCCAAUUUCUUUAGAAUUGGUAAUUGUUUCACUCUUUCCUUUUUAAGAAGUCUCUGUCAGUUGACAAAAUCUGCCACUGGCGUUGCCAUCACUGCCUUACUCGUUGUCAUGGCCUUCUAUGUGUUUGAAAGUCGUUGUAACACUGAUUACGAUCGAAUGUAUACAUUAGUCAGACCAUUCCUCAUUGCACAAUUUGUGUAUUGUGUCAUUGCAACGUUGGCAACUGUGAUCAUUACCUGUGGACCUUUUUUGUUUAAUAUUUUGGUCCUCAUUGUGUCCUUGUAA